AUGAUAACUUCAUUGAAUCAUAUUCCUGAAGAAUUGGAUGACGAUAAGCACCAUUAGUCUUUUACAGAAACAAGCUAUACAGUUACAGAGAGGACCAUAGGUAUUGAUAACAUACAGCCAAAACAAACUACAAUAAAUUAAAUACAAGAGAUUAAUAAAAAUUAUUUGAAAAGAGGAAGCCUUAAUACUGAUAGACUGCUUCUUUUAAUCAGAUCUGUAAAUAAUUUCAAGUUAAACGAAAAGGAUAGCUUGAAGAUCGCUGAAGUUAAUAAUUAUAAAUUGAAUGAUAGAGAUAAGCUACUAAUGGAUAUUUUAAAGCAGGAUGUCAUCGAUUUAAAGUUUGAAGAAAACUAAAAUGUUGCUAUCUACAUACUCAGAAAGAAAAUUAAAAAUGAAUUAGAAGUUAAUUUUUUGAACAAUCUUGUAAAAAAUCUUCCCUUUUUCUCCAGUUCUAAUGUGUAAUAAGAAACAAAAGAUCACUCAUAAUUUAAAAGAAUAGUUCAAGCAUUAUAAUAUAGACAUUUUAAUAAGCAGUAAACUAUCUUUAACUAUGGUGAAAAAGGAACUGAAUUCUUUACAGUCAUAAAGGGCGCAGUUUUUUGUUUGGUUCCUGACCCAACAUACAAAAAAAUUGAAUAAAUUAAGAAACAUGAACCGCUAAAAGAAAUAGAAAAAAAAGAUAAUGAGAGCAAAGUGGAAGCCACUGCUCGUGAUUUUUUGAAUAACAUAGUUUUGAGUGUAAACAAAAAGAUUAAAAUAGAGCAUAAUGUUUUGAGUUUUGUUGACAUAAUCAGAAGCUAAGCUAGGCUAAAGAAGUAAAAAAAACCUGCUGGCAGAUAAUUAAUGAGAUCCACUACAAAAUAGCUUGAAGAAAUGUUUGAAGAAGAAGAAAAAUAAAACGAUGUCUUAUCUGAUACGGAAUUCUUAAAGUAAAAAUUUCCAGGUUUUAUAUUAGUCAAAACCUUUUUACCUGGAGAAAGUUUUGGUGAAAUUGCAUUGAUGACUCAAUAAAAUCGUUCUGCAACUCUUGUUGCUAAAGAAGAUUGUGAUCUAUUGGUUUUAGAUAAAGAGGGAUUUGAUAAAACUAUUUCAUAUAUGAAGCAAAACACUAUCAGAGAAAAAAUAGAAUUUAUUAAGAGCUUUGAAUUCUUCAGCACUCUCUCUACUAAAAGGGUUUUAUAGUUAAUUUAGCAAUUUAAAGUCAUCAAAGUUAAUGGAAGACAGAAUAUAUAUGAAGAAGGUGAAAAUUCUAACUUUUUCUUCUUGAUUAAAGAAGGCGAAGUAGAAUUGCAAUCUAGAUACAGCAACCCUCAAGAGUUAGUCAAACAAUAUAGUAUAGAUAACGAUCAGGAAUAUGAUGAUACUAAAGAUUUAAAAGAUCUUAGGAUGAAAAAAGCUAAAAUUGAUGUUAAUAAACUCCACACAGUAAAGAUUCUUGGAUAAAACAGCUAUUUCGGAGAAGAAGAAAUAGUUAAAAACUUGACCAAAAGAGAAGCAAAGGCCAUUUGCAAAGGACAAGGAGCUGAAAUUUAUGCAAUUGAAAGAAAGAGACUUCAUUAAGUUUUAGGAUACAAUAUUUUUGACAGAUUUAAAUAGUCAGUAGAUUUCAAAGAAGAAUUAAAAUCAGAGCGUUUGAAAAACGCUAUAAAAAUGCAAAUACCUCAAAAAGACAUCUCAAAUUUAAAUGAAUUCUUGGAAAAAGACAAAAAAAAGAAAGAAUUUGAAAUUCAAAAGGAAGAGCUGAAAAAAGUUCUUUUAAAAAAACAAAAAUUAAAUUUUUCAAAAAGAUUCCAAGAUUAAAAUGAGAAAGAAAAGCAAGCUGAUAGUAAUAAAAAUAAGGGUAGUAUUGAGAACUUCGAAAAUGAUUCUGAAGAGAUUAGUGAUAGUGAUAUUUAAGAAUAUAAUAGAGUCAAAAAUUUAGAAUAAUAAAAGAAAGUUUUUUACAGGAUUAAUGAUAAAAUAAAUUAGAUGCAUAAAAAUAAUUAAGAAAUGACUGUAAACCACGCCAAUCCCAACAUAAUUUAACCUAUUUUCCCUUAAAAAGAUCAUCGUAAAUCUUUUAGAUAUAAUCAAAUUCAAACAUUUGAUGAUUUCAAAAUUAGCACUGAGUAAAAAUAAAUACCAAAGUAGAUGACCCCUAAAAUAGAUAUUAGAAGAGCUUCUCAUAAAAUAAUAACAACUCUUGAUAAUAGUUUGGAUGAGUACAUUCAAAAAUCAACAAGAACUAUACAAAUAAAAUCAUUCACAAACCUAUUUGAAAUUGAUGACAAGUCUAUAGAAAAAGACGAACACUAACUACAAGAACCAGCUAGUAAAUAAUCGAAAGGAGAAAGCUAAACUAAUAUUUUAUUGAAUGAUUAAGGUAGUAGUGAUGAAAAUGCAAAAGAAAAAAUUAUGUAAUUAUAAAGCAAAUCAAUGACAAAAACUGAUAAGUUAAUAUUAAAUUUAAGCAAAAACAGCUUAGUUUAAAAAUAGCUCAAGCAAAUAAGAGAAUAAAACGAAGCUUUGCAAAAAUCUAAAACUCCUUAACCCACUUAUUAAAUUUAUAACUUUUAGAAGACUCUUACUCCUUCUUAAAAUUAGCAAGAAGAGAGUAGUCCUUAAAAAAUGAGAGUAUAAAACUCCUCAAAAAAAAUAUUGAAGAUAGCAGGGACAGGGCUUUUUCAUGAAGAGAUUGGAAAUUCUCAUUCUGUAAGCAAUUUUACAUCUCCUAAGUCCCGUCCUUUAAUUGCUAUAUCCAGUGGGAGCAAUACUAUUGCUCACAGAUAAGUGAAAACUUCAUAAGCAAAAAAUCAUUUUCAUGUUAGAUCAAGUUCAAAGAGCUAAGUAGCACUAAAUAAUCCAUCAGAAUUUUCAGCAUCUCAAAUCCAAUUAAAUAAUUCUCAUACAUGUGUAACACCAUCCUAAAAUAUUUUUAGCUCAAGCUCAACAUCAACAAAUAAUAACUAUAAAAAUCAGCUUGGAGCAUUUAGUGUCCCAUCAUUUACUACAUUAUCAAGUAUUUAAAAUUUUAGUAGCAUACAAACAACAAAGUAAAAUAGUUCACAAGCUAAUAACAAAGAGUAUCCUACAGAAAUCAAAAACGAUAUCAUAAUUGAAGAAAUUCCAAUCUCUGAAUUUAAUUUCGAGAAGUAAAUUAAAAACAAUAGUUAGUAGAGAAAAAGCGUAUAAAGCAUCAGUAAAGAUACAUAACAAGCUUAACAAGCAAGAAGAUCAGUGUUGCUUUCACCUUAAACAGCAAGUUUAUCUGCAGCAUUUGAUGAAUAAAGAUAUGCUAAAAAACCUCUUUCGAGCAGAAUAGUUAAGAAAGAGAUUGUACCUCAUAAAAUACGUCCAAUAACAAAGUUAGAGAACCAUUCAUAUUUUAAUUCAGUCCUUCAUCUUUCAAACUAAGAUUAAGUUUUUAAGAAUCUUAAUAUCUCAUAGCAAAAUAUCAAGUAAGUGAGAUCUAAUUCUUAGCUUAAAGGAAUAUCCUAACAAGGGACUAAAACCUUGUAAAAUUUUUACAAAAACCUUGAUGUAAAAGAAGAGUCAAAGACUAUCGGCUUAGAGUAAUUUAGGAAAAGGGUUUCUGCAUUAAAUAAAAACACUGUCGCUCAUAAUAUAUAAACUCAAAUAAAUGACAAUUAUUUAGUUACAUAAGAAACAAGCUCUUCCUCAAAGAGUAUGCUUAGAAUUAGAAGAUCGUAAUUGGCAACAAAUACCGACGAAUUGCUUUCAAAAACUACUAGGAAUACAUCCUCCCAUCACCAUCAAUCAUUUAAUAGAACUUUUAAUCAAAACUAGUAGCAAUUAUAAACAACUCAAAAUAUAUCUUUAGCUGUCUUAUCUUCUAAAUAUUCUGACAAUAAAAACAUCCUUUUUUGA
Tetrahymena thermophila SB210 is the source of this 3867-nucleotide messenger RNA. RefSeq names its product cyclic nucleotide-binding domain protein. NCBI's taxonomy places the organism in Eukaryota, Ciliophora, Oligohymenophorea, Hymenostomatida, Tetrahymenidae. The transcript has 9 exons. The record is from RefSeq and is a predicted model, not a curated record.